GGAAAAACUGAAAAGCGACUAAGAGGACUUUCUGAGCACAAUGAAGACACUUAAGGCUCCAGGCUUAGGGCCAUACUCGGUAGGCCAUGGACUGUAAGGUGAUAGACCGAGGCAGAAGGUGUCUGCGCCUGGCCACCAUGAGGCUGCCAUACAUCUUCUUGUUCCUGCUGCUGUUCAGUGCCGGAGGUUUGCUGCUCCUGCUGCACUUACAGUACGUCACCGAAACCCUCCAUGAACAGGCUCCAGGUAGAAAGCUCAUAUUCCCACAGCAGCCGUCGGACCAGUGCCUGUAUUGUCUAGACAAUAACACACACACCUCUAGUCCAAAAGACGGCCAAAAACUCAGUCAUGUUCACCCAGUACAUUUCUGGAACCAGCGCACUCCUGUCGCUCACCCCAAAGGCAUGGCCCCUCAAAUCACCAAGAACUAUCGCAAGCUUCUUCUGAAGAGCUCAGCCCUGCCUCGGCAGCUCAACAUCACUCCUGCUGGCCAGGCUUCCAAUCACAUCCACAGGUUGACCCAAAUACAGCGGUCUCGCCGCAAGCUGAUGAGAGACGUGUGUGCCAAAUACAGAAGCCUCACGAGGACCGUAAGCCGCAGGCAUGUGUCCCGCAUCUAUGUAGAGGACACACACAAGCUCCUGUACUGCGAGGUGCCCAAGGCCGGCUGCUCCAACUGGAAGCGUGUGCUGAUGGUCCUGCAGGGCCAGGCGUCCUCCACAAAGGAGCUCCGACACGAACAGGUGCAUUAUGCAAACCAUUUAAAGCGACUGGAUUCCUUCGACCAUAAACAGAUUGCCCGUCGUCUGAAAACCUACACCAAAGUGCUCUUCCUGAGGGAGCCCUUCGAGAGGCUUGUCUCAGCUUUUCGGGACAAGUUUGAGAGCCCAAACUCAUACUAUCACCCAGUGUUUGGGAAGCCCAUCAUCGCCAAGUACCGUGCUAACGCAUCAAGGUCAGCCCUGCUCACUGGAGAGGGUAUGACCUUCAAAGAGUUCAUCCAGUACCUGCUUGAUGUUCGGCGUCCUGUGGGGAUGGAUAUCCACUGGGAACGCGUGGUGCAGCUCUGCAGCCCCUGCCUCAUAGACUAUGACUUCAUUGGCAAGUUUGAGACAAUCGAGGAGGAAGCCAAUUUCCUCCUCAGGCAUAUCGGAGCACCUGCGAACCUGACUUUCCCCAGCAUUAAAGACAGGAACCCAAAUGCAGCCAGGACGUCCUCACGCAUUACACAGGAGUAUUUUUCUCAGCUGACUUUAAAUGAGAGGCAGAAAACGUAUGACUUUUUCUAUAUGGAUUAUCUAAUGUUUAACUAUUCCAGGCCAUUCUCAGAUUUGUACUAA
Messenger RNA from Neoarius graeffei (lesser salmon catfish), 1340 nucleotides. RefSeq names its product carbohydrate sulfotransferase 8. Gene Ontology annotation, cellular component: membrane. The record is from RefSeq and is a predicted model, not a curated record. The transcript is spliced from 5 exons. Gene Ontology annotation, biological process: carbohydrate biosynthetic process; proteoglycan biosynthetic process. Gene Ontology annotation, molecular function: sulfotransferase activity. Bases 87 to 1340 code for a protein of 417 amino acids. Lineage: Eukaryota; Metazoa; Chordata; Actinopteri; Siluriformes; Ariidae.